Wasmannia auropunctata (little fire ant) is the source of this 1440-nucleotide messenger RNA. It is a transcript of the gene slx1, whose product is annotated as structure-specific endonuclease subunit slx1. Gene Ontology annotation, biological process: double-strand break repair via homologous recombination. The transcript is spliced from 5 exons. NCBI's taxonomy places the organism in Eukaryota, Metazoa, Arthropoda, Insecta, Hymenoptera, Formicidae. The coding region runs from base 554 to 1372 and encodes 272 amino acids. Gene Ontology annotation, cellular component: Slx1-Slx4 complex. Gene Ontology annotation, molecular function: 5'-flap endonuclease activity; crossover junction DNA endonuclease activity. The record is from RefSeq and is a predicted model, not a curated record.
UCAAUAAAUAUACCAAAGAUAAAAGAUAUAAGUUUCAAUUUUGAUUGAAACUUAUAAAAUUUCUUACGUAAAUCCAGUAUAGAAACUGAGAUAUUUAUUUAAAAAUAACGACAAACACAUUUUUUAAGAAAAUUUUUGAAAAAAAAAAAAAAAAUAUGUUUGUCUCGAUUCAAUGACUGUUUCUCCAAAAAUAAAUUUUGAAAUGUAGUAUAUACAACUAUAAUCGUAUAUAAAUAAUAAAAUUACGUAAGUGGAUGUAGCACGUGCUACAUGCACCACGUCCAAUUUCGAUGCUACGAUUUUAUCGACUGUUACAAAAUGAACAUGAUACUUAGUUCUUCUAUCGAGAAACGUGCGGCGCUAGUGUAUUGAGUGCUGAACGCGUGUUUUCAAAACGGUAUAACCUAUAAUUUAUGUUGCAACACUUGCAACAGAAAUUAUAUAGUAUAUACUAGAAAUUACUGUCAUUACAGAAACAGAUCUCUCUUUAAAAAAUGCAACAGAUAGCUGGUAAAAAUAAGCUGAUUUCGUGUGUAAAAAUUUAAAAUGCUUAAUGAUGGAAGAAGAGCCUGAAGUGAUAAAGCAUUUUUUUGGAGUGUAUUUACUAUAUUGUAUGAAUCCAAAGUACAAGGGAAGAACCUAUAUAGGUUAUACUGUAGAUCCAAACCGAAGGAUUAAGCAACAUAAUGCUGGUAAGAAGCAUGGUGGAGCUUGGAAAACUAGUAAUAGAGGACCAUGGAACAUGGUCUUAAUUGUUCAUGGAUUUCCUAACAGCACUUCUGCACUUAGAUUUGAAUGGGCUUGGCAACACCCACAUAUGAGUAGACGAUUGAAACAUAUUCCCAAGAAGAGGUCAUCACAGAAAAUGUUUGAUUUUCGUUUGAUCAUCCUAUCCGAGAUGUUAAAAAUUGGACCUUGGUGCCGCCUACCUUUGAUAGUACGAUGGUUGGACUAUGAAUUUUCCAAGAAUUAUUAUGGACGCAUAUCUCCACCAUUACACAUGCCUAUAUGCUAUGGCAAAGUCAUUAGUUCUAAAGUUAAGCAAACACAAAAAGUAAAAGAAAAUGACAUUCUAUCACAAGAAUCACAUUUGUUAGUGAAAAAGUCACCAAUGUUUUGUUCUCUUUGUGAUUCGAGUGUGAUGGAAAAAGAUUCUGUUACUUGUGUAAAACCAAAGUGCAAUUUGAUUGUUCACUUAAUCUGUUUAGCGACAGAAUUUUGCAAAGAUGGGAUGAUUCUACCGAUUGAGGGUAUUUGCCCUGCGUGCAAGUCUAAUAUCCUCUGGGGAGAUCUCAUAAGAAAAAAGAAUGGUUGUUAUCAAGAUCUUGAAGAAAUUAAUACUGAUUUUUCCAGUGAUAACGACGACGUGUAAUUACCGUAUAAAUAAUAUCUUAUAUAAUUAUUUAAAAUAAAUGCAAAUGUUUUAUCUUGUACUUCAAA